Fopius arisanus is the source of this 1086-nucleotide messenger RNA. RefSeq names its product cysteine dioxygenase type 1. Lineage: Eukaryota; Metazoa; Arthropoda; Insecta; Hymenoptera; Braconidae. Gene Ontology annotation, molecular function: ferrous iron binding; cysteine dioxygenase activity. The transcript has 4 exons. Bases 150 to 830 code for a protein of 226 amino acids. Gene Ontology annotation, biological process: L-cysteine catabolic process. The record is from RefSeq and is a predicted model, not a curated record.
CUGUUAGUCUUGAAUAAACCAAGUACUUGGAUGAACAAUCCCUCUCUGGAUUUGUUGGGUCAUUUCAACGGAAAUUACGGGUUACCAGUGAUUUUUUUUUAGUGGCGCAAGUAGAUUUGCGAAUUUAGUGUGGGUGGGUAAUAUUAAAAAUGGAUUUGAGUAGCAGAGAAGCUAGGGCCUACAGCAAAGUACUCAAUAAAUUGAGAAGUGAUUUACCGGAUAAGGGAUUGACACUUGUGGAACUUAUCCAAGAGCUUCAUAAUGCGUUCGAUACCGAUGUCGUUGAUAUCGAUUAUGUUCAGAAACUCAUGUCAUCCUACAGGAGUAAUCCACAGGACUGGAAGAAAUACGCCAAGUUUGAUCGUUACAGGUACACGAGGAAUCUGGUGGACGAGGGCAAUGGGAGAUUCAACCUAAUGGUGUUGUGCUGGGGUGAGGGUCAUGGCUCAGCCAUUCAUGAUCAUGCUGAUGCCCAUUGUGUCAUGAAAAUACUUCAGGGAGAAUUGCGCGAGACGCGAUAUGCAUGGCCAUCGACCGAAUACACUGAUUCCGGUCCAGAAGACCAGGAACUCCGUGAAAUCGAGAAGAAUACCCUCUGUACAAACGACGUGUGCUACAUAAACGACUCUAUGGGACUUCAUCGAGUGGAAAAUCCAAGUACAAUAAAUCCAGCAAUUUCCCUCCACCUCUAUUCACCCCCAUUCAGCACGUGUUCGAUAUUCAAUCAGAAAACUGGCCAAAGACUGCCCUGCAAAGUGACCUUCUGGUCCAAAUACGGAGAGCGUCGUAAUCGGGAGAUACAGGAAAACAGGUGUCCAGAAGACAACUGAUCCACUUAUUUCUCGAGGACAAAGACCAAUUGGAUUAUAGCAUUAAUUUUUACAUUGGAAUUCCAACAAUGGAUGAAGAAGCACCACAAACAUCUCUUUCUCUACGUUCAAUGAUUAUUCUUCAGGGGCAAAACCUCUGCGAAAAUCCUAUUAAUUAUUUGAUAAGAUAUGAUUGUAUACUCAUGUAAUACAUUUGUAAAGAGUCUCAAUCUAAGAUUUUGUAAAUAAAGUCAGGAAUCGAUAGCAUGAAUUGAAA